Messenger RNA from Nematolebias whitei (Rio pearlfish), 2121 nucleotides. RefSeq names its product GTP binding protein 2a (gene gtpbp2a). Gene Ontology annotation, molecular function: GTP binding; translation elongation factor activity; GTPase activity. Gene Ontology annotation, biological process: translational elongation. The transcript has 12 exons. The record is from RefSeq and is a predicted model, not a curated record. NCBI's taxonomy places the organism in Eukaryota, Metazoa, Chordata, Actinopteri, Cyprinodontiformes, Rivulidae. The coding region runs from base 1 to 1818 and encodes 605 amino acids.
AUGGAUGCGCGGGUGUCGGAGUUGUUUGGGUCAGGAAAUGGACACUGCUCUGGGUCUCAAGGUGCUGCUUCGAACAACAAACAGGGAAACUGCCUCGGUGUCGCCACCAAAAAGGCUUGUGCAAAGAACAAGAAGGCGAAAGCUCGGUUUUCCCGCAACUUCAAACCAAGCCAUAACACCCCGUAUCUACCACCAGAGGCUGAAGAGGGAAAUAUAGAGUACAAGCUGAAGCUAAUAAACCCCACGCAAAACCGCUUCGAGCACCUGGCGACUCAGAUGAAAUGGCGACUGCAGGAGGGUCGAGGUGAAGCCGUGUAUCAAAUAGGUGUUGAGGAUAAUGGCAUGCUGGUGGGGCUGUCAGAGGAAGACAUGAAGGCAUCGUUAAAGACGCUCCACAAGCUGGCAGAGAAAGUUGGAGCUGACAUUGCGGUUCUACGAAAACGGGAGGUGGAUUACGACUCCGACGUGCCUCGUAAGAUUGCUGAAGUUCUCAUUCGAAAAGUUCCAGAUGACCAGCAGUUCUUAGACCUGCGAGUAGCAGUGCUAGGUAACGUGGACACCGGCAAGUCCACCUUGUUGGGUGUUUUAACUCAGGGAGAACUGGACAACGGACGGGGAAGAGCGAGGCUCAACCUUUUCAGACAUCUGCACGAGAUCCAGACUGGACGCACCUCAAGCAUCAGCUUUGAGAUCCUUGGAUUCAAUAGUAAAGGAGAGGUCGUAAACUACAGUGAGUCUAGGACUGCAGAGGAAAUUUGUGAGAGUGCCUCUAAAAUGAUCACAUUCAUUGAUCUGGCGGGUCACCACAAGUACCUGAAAACCACCAUUUUUGGCCUCACCAGCUACUGUCCAGACUUUGCGAUGCUGGUCGUCAGCGCAAACACCGGCAUUGCUGGUACGACUCGGGAGCACCUGGGCCUCGCCAUGGCUUUGAAGGUGCCCAUCUUCAUUGUUAUCAGUAAAGUGGACCUCUGUACGCGAGCCACUGUGGAGCGCACGGUGCGGCAGUUGGAGCGUGUCCUGAAACAGCCAGGUUGCAACAAAGCGCCCAUGGUUAUUAGCAGUACAGACGAUGCCGUCACAGCAGCUCAACAGUUCGCACAGUCGCCUAAUAUCACACCCAUCUUCACCUUUUCCAGUGUGACUGGUGAGAGUUUAGAUUUACUCAAGGUCUUCUUCAACAUCAUCCCUCCUCUCAGCAACAGCAAGGAGCAGGAGGAGCUCAUGCAGCAGCUAACAGAGUUUCAGGUAGAUGAGAUCUACACUGUUCCAGAGGUGGGAACAGUGGUGGGGGGCACUCUGUACAGUGGGAUUUGCCGUGAAGGGGAUCAUCUUGUUGUAGGGCCCACAGAAUUAGGCCAGUUCCACAAGUUGACCAUCGGCAGCAUCCAAAGGAAUCGCUCGGCAUGCAGGGUGCUCAGGGCCGGUCAGGCAGCUACACUUGCACUAGGCAACUUUGACCGAUCACUGUUACGUAAGGGCAUGGUGAUGGUGAGUCCAGAGAUGGAUCCCACCAUCUGCUGGAUGUUUGAAGCAGAGAUUGUGCUACUCUUCCAUGCCAAGACCUUUCACAAGGGCUUCCAGGUGACUGUGCACAUAGGAAACGUGAGACAGACCGCAACUGUGGAAGCCGUUUAUGGCAAGGAGGAGCUGAGGACCGGCGAGAAAGCCGUGGUUCUAUUCAAGUUCCUCAAACAUCCAGAAUAUCUGAAGGUGGGGGCUAAGCUGCUCUUCAGGGAGGGGCUGACCAAAGGUAUAGGUCAUGUCACCAAGUUGCAGCCAAUCACCCAGUACCAACCAUCCCACGGGGAGGACUAGGAUGUCUAGUUUCCUUUCUAGACAAAUACAGCAGAAAACGUUGUCCUUCCCCCAAAACCAGGUGCUUUAUAAACCACAUCCUGCUUUGAUUAAACAGCCACUCUGACCCGUUUCUGCACAGUAAUGAAUCUCUGCUGCAGAACUGUUUUGUCGACUUGUUCUCAAAGCCUCAUCACCAUCAGUUUUGUUUAUCAUGCCUUUUAAAUACCUGAUGACAAUUAUACCUACGUCCUCGUGAUGUGAAGUGCGAUGCCUCUCAUGGCUUGAUAGAAUGAAUCCUCUCGACCACGUGUAGAACGAAGC